CUCCUCCCGCGGCGGCGGCGGCGGCCACCACGGCGGCGCCGGGAACAGCACGGAUGAGGCGCAUGUGCGCGGUGGACGGGCGCUGGGGCUGCAACGGCUCCUUGCGGAGAGGCCGGGCGGGGCUGGCCGCCGGGGUCGGCAGGGGGGGCUGCGGCGCCGGCGGCGCAGAGGAGCUCUCGGAGGCGGGCGGCGAGAAGGGCUGGCGGGGCCAGUCGCGGGGCUGCCCGCAGCAGCUGGCGGAGCGCUACGCGGACCUGGCGGCCAGCCACUGCGAGGCGCUGCGGCAGCGGGAGGAGCGCGAGUGGCACAACGCGCGGCUGCGCCUGGAGAACGCGCGGCUGCGCUUGGAGAACCGCCGCCUGCGCCGAGAGAACCGCUGCCUCUUCCGCCAGGCCCUGCUGGGGCCCGGCCCCCACGAGCCCGAGAAGGGCGAACGGCCGGGCUCGGACGGGGAGGCGGAGGCCCUGAGGGCACAGCUGGACCGGCUGCAGGAGAAGCAUCGCCGCGCCCUGCAGCAUCUACGGCGCUGCCAGGAGCGGGCGGAGCUGGACGACGGGGAGCUGGAGGACCUCCUGCGGGACGACGCGCGGCCACCCUGUGCUCUCGAACCGGAGGAGCGCGGCGCCAACCGCGUAGGCGGUCCCGACGAGGAGGAGGCGGAGGAGGAGGCGGUGCUGCCCUGCGUGGGGCGCGGCGAAGAUGGGGGCGGUGCGGUCCUUCCGCCCGCCCCGCGCAGCCCCGCGGAAGGUCCGCGCUGAGGGAAGCUGCUUCACAAACAGGCAGCUCCGUGCGGGGUGCGAUCCCCUCGCAUAAACGAGUGCCCCAGCAGCGCUGCAGAAGCUGGGAAAGGGACAAUUGGAAGAGGCCGGCGCUGUGGUCGAAGAAAGCCUCAAAGCUGAUGUUGCUGCGGAGAGAAUCACCCCUGUUGGUCACAUGUCACCUCAGGGCAGCGAAUGUGCUGUAGGCAGGAUCGUGUAGGCCUCAUAGCACAGAGGCUAUCAAAAGAUGGCUGUGGCCAAUUCCUAGUAGUCUGUUAUGUCAGCAGCACUCCUGUGAAAGCCACUGGUCCCUGCAGUUUCACGGUGCCUGGGCGCUGAAUGAGAAACGACACCUGUGUCUCUAAAGAUGGACUUCGUUCACCCUCACAUAAAUACUGAUUUGUAUUUUGCACUUCCGCAUAAAAUCACAAUUGUUAAAUAAAUACAUGACCCAGCAAA
This is a messenger RNA of Gallus gallus (chicken), 1217 nucleotides long. RefSeq names its product tumor suppressor candidate 1 (gene TUSC1). Bases 54 to 758 code for a protein of 234 amino acids. The transcript has a single exon. Lineage: Eukaryota; Metazoa; Chordata; Aves; Galliformes; Phasianidae. The record is from RefSeq and is a predicted model, not a curated record.